Ictalurus punctatus (channel catfish) is the source of this 2143-nucleotide messenger RNA. RefSeq names its product sirtuin 7 (gene sirt7). The transcript has 10 exons. Lineage: Eukaryota; Metazoa; Chordata; Actinopteri; Siluriformes; Ictaluridae. The coding region runs from base 26 to 1261 and encodes 411 amino acids. Gene Ontology annotation, molecular function: NAD+ binding. The record is from RefSeq and is a predicted model, not a curated record.
ACUGUUCCGGUUUGUACCGGGAGUAAUGAAAGAAAUAGCAAGUAUGGAGUCACUAACAGAGCAAAGCGGGCUCUCUCGGGCAGAGAGAAAAGCUCUUGAAAGAGCUAAACUCGUUCAAAAGGAGACUCAGAGAAAAAAUUUUAAACUGGUGGCCGGGAUAUUAAAGAAACCCGAACGCGAGCGAACCCAAGAGGAGUGCGCUUUACUCGAAGGGCAUCGAGACACCGUGCAAGAGCUGAGCAAACGCCAGGCUCGGAGAAACCUCCUCAAACUGAAACAGGAAGAGCUCUUUGAUGAUGAGGCGGAUCUGAGCACCAAAGUGAAGCAGCUGGCCGAAGCGAUGCGUCAGGCUCGCCACGUUGUCGUCUACACCGGAGCCGGGAUCAGCACGGCUGCUUCCAUCCCGGAUUACCGCGGGCCUAACGGAGUGUGGACUCAGCUCCAGAAGGGACGCGCUGUCAGGCACUCGGACCUCAGCGAAGCAGAACCGACUCUGACUCACAUGUGUAUCCAGAUGUUACACAAAGUCAAAGUGGUUCAACACGUGGUCUCUCAAAACUGUGACGGUCUCCACUUGCGCAGCGGGCUUCCCCGACACGCCCUGUCUGAGCUGCAUGGGAAUAUGUUCAUCGAGGUGUGUGUGUCGUGCUCUCCGGUUCGCGAGGUGAUCCGUCUGUUCGAUGUGACGGAGCGCACGGCGUUGCACAGGCACGCCACGGGCCGGCGGUGCGCCCACUGCAGAGGGGAGCUGAGGGACACCAUAGUGCACUUCGGUGAGAGAGGCACCCUGGAGCAGCCGUUAAACUGGAAAGGUGCCGCGGCGGCAGCAGAACAGGCCGAUCUCAUCCUCUGCCUCGGCUCCAGUCUGAAGGUCCUGAAGAAGUAUGCGUGCUUGUGGUGCAUGAAAAAAACAGCUGCUAAGAGACCAAAGCUAUAUAUUGUCAACCUUCAGUGGACACCAAAAGAUGAUUUGGCCACUCUGAAAAUACAUGGAAAGUGUGAUGAUGUAAUGCGUCUCCUGAUGGAAGAGUUGGGAGUUGAAAUUCCAACUUACAACAGAUCCGAAGAUCCCAUCUUCAGCUUAGCCGCCCCUCUCAGAGUGGACGAAGAGGACAGUCACAGCCGUAAAACCUUAGCGCCCCCUGCUGCGUUGGAGCACUCUGAGUCUGAUUCAGCGAGUCAAGCUGAAGAGACUGGAGUACAGGGUGGCUGGUUUGGGCGAGGUUAUUCCAAGGCAAGGAAGAAAAGAAAAACUACAUAGUGACAUGGAGUUUUGCUUCAGGAUAGCAGAGUUUUUGCUUCAAAGAAACAUUCCACCAGCAAUCCAUAUAUUUAUGAUCAUACUGCAAAUCCAGCUAUUUUGAUAUAUUAUUAUGAGACAGUUUGGUCACCUGGAUGACUGAAAAUACUUUACUAAGAAGUGCAGAUGUGUUCUCAAUAGAAAAACAGUGAGGUUUCUAUUCACCUGUUAGGAUAAUAAAACUGCCAAUAAAUGCAAUCAAGGAUAAUAGAAACAGACUUUGAAACUAUCAAGUCCAGUAGGUGUAUAUAAGCAUGCAAUCAGGUAAAAUAACUAAACCAGCCUUAACCUCAGUAUAAAAGUGUCUCUGCUGCAAAUAAUUACAGUUUCAGUGCUGUGUGGAAUGUUUCUUUAAGAUAUUAAUUGCAUUAGGACUGUGCCAGAUUUUCAGUAUUAUCCAUUUGCACCUUAUGUUUAUUCUCUCAGGUAUUAAGCAAAACUUGAUGCAUUCAAUUAUGCUUAGAAUCAGUGUUGAGAGAAGCUUAAAUGAAGUCUAAUUCUGACUCCUGUGUGGUUGAGUUUUGUUUUACUUGCUCCACCACAUCUAGUGUGCACAAGGUCAGAAAUUUGAUGAAAUCUGUAGUGAAGAUUUUAUAAAAGUGGCUUGCUACUUUAAAAUGUCUUCUAUAGACUAGGACAAAGUCAGUUUAUCAAUAAUGCACAGCAGUGGUCAUCCAUUACGGUGCUUUCACACUUGCCAUUUUUUCCCCCUGUCAACCAUCAGAGCAGGUUUUACAUGAAGUCCUCUGGAAAGUGGCCGCAAGCAGGUUCAGUUGAAGUAUCAGUGAAGGAGAUUUACUACGUGUUGAAAAGACAAUAUUUUUAUUGCCAAUAUUUCAACAU